CGCCGAACCUUCCUCUCGGUUCCCUCCUCCGUUUUCCUCUGCUUGCUGUGCAGGAGAAUGCCGCUUGCCUGGUGCCACGCGCGAGCGGGAGCCAUGAGCCGCCGCUUGUGCGAGUCAGUCUGGGAUUUUGACGAGCAUCGGUGCAGUGCGGCCCUCUUUGGAUUUCAGUGUCCUUACGGACCACCACACAUUCGUAUUAGAUCCGCGAUUUUUCAGUUCAAUCGAUGCGUGUCGUCACGACACAUGCAGCAAAGGCAGGAAUGGGUAGUGCUUCGUUGUUAGUACGAUUUCAGAAUGUAGCAAGACAAUUUGAUUGGACGGUUUGUGAAGUUAGGAUCCUGUGAUGCUUUAAUCGAAGGGCAGGUGGUACUAUCAUGGGAUUUGGAUAGACGGUGUCAAUUUGAGUGAUGCUGAGAGUGUUUGUCUUCGUGGGAUAGUUUGGUGUGCGCCUGUCCCUUAGUAAUGGCCAAUGGUGACAGUAGUGAAAUAAUUUGGUGGACCACUGUCCGUGUUGCAAUAGGAGUAAACAGGCUAGCAAUGUGUGAUUGGUACAAGUUCAGCAAAAAAAUCUUGGUUGUGCAUAUGAUGAAAAACGUGUAGACAACAUUCUCUUAAAAUAAUGAAUGAGCAGAUGAGAUUUAGUUUUUGCCUUACUCAUGUUGUAGGUAAACUAUUUCACUGGGAUUGUAAGUAAUGGGUUUCAGAUGGCAAAGGAGCCCUGAACGUGAAAUGUCCAUAGGUUCAUUUCAACUUUCGCUGAGCCUGUUUUGGUUUUCUGGUGAGCAGAGGGUGGGGAGAACCUGUUGAUAGCUACCUGUGAGAUAUUUUGCUUGGUACUUUGGUGCACUGCUAGAGUUGGCCACUUGCACAUAGAGAAAGGAAUGAUGCAAGAAUAAACCCUAGGACAUGUGGUUACACGAAAAAGAUUUGUAGGCCAUGACAACCUGGAUGGGCACCUGAGUCGGUGGUUGUCUUGAGACCAAGUUUUGGUGGCGGGGUUUGCCUACCCACUACUAGCUGACUAGCCUGUUCCUACUCUUCACAUUUGUAAAAUAGAAAGUUAGGUGAUCCUUGGAUCGUUCUGAAGUUGUUUAAGCCUUUAGCAUCAGAUCUAGCUUACAAUUUCAGUACCGGAACUGGUUGAAAUUCAUUUUUCUUCAGAAAUCAUCAGCGUGACAGUUUACAUUCAACCUGUCUUGUUGAUGUCAAAAGAUGAUGAACAUCCACCUAGAAGCAAUGAGAAGUUCAUAUUUGGUUAGGCUAACCAGGCUCCUGAACAAAUAUUUGUUCUUUCUAUAUUUGAUAAUAAUGUUUUACAGUAGAUAUUGUCUACUUGCUUUCUUGUUUGCUAUCUUUCUUUCUUGUACCAAUUUUUAAAUUGCUAACACUGAAAAACUUGACAGAGGGCCUAUUGAAGCAUCUCAUGAACUGUGUUCACUCAAACUUGUCUUUCAGCCGUUUCCUGCAAUUUCGGGAUCCACGUGCGCAAAGGCGGCAUCCCCUUGUUGAUCCCAUGAUUGUGUCAGAGAUUCGGCGAUGUCUCAAUGAGGGGAUUGAAUUCCAAGGCGAGCUGCUCAAUUUUCGGAAGGAUGGUGCUCCACUUUACAAUAGAUUAAGGCUCAUUCCUAUGCAUGGGGAUGAUGGCUCUGUGACACAUGUUAUUGGGAUCCAGCUAUUCUCUGAGGCAAACAUUGAUCUCAGCAACAUAUCAUAUCCAGUGUAUAAACAACAGUCUAACCACAGGCCUAGCAUUCAAGAUCUGAACUCAGCUUCUCAUGAACAUACUCCAAAAAUCCAGAGUUCAGACUACUGUGGUAUCCACCAAUUGUCAGACGAAGUUCUUGCACACAACAUUUUAUCUCGCCUGUCACCAAGAGAUGUCGCAUCGAUUGGAUCAGUCUGUACCAGAAUGCAUGAACUAACCAAGAAUGAUCACCUGAGGAAGAUGGUCUGCCAGAACGCUUGGGGAAGAGAUGUCACUGUCAGACUUGAGAUAAGCACCAAGAUGUUAGGAUGGGGUCGCCUUGCAAGAGAGCUAACAACCCUUGAGGCUGCCUCAUGGAGAAAGUUUACUGUUGGAGGACGUGUGGAGCCUUCCCGUUGCAACUUCAGUGCAUGUGCUGUUGGUAAUCGCCUUGUCCUGUUUGGAGGGGAGGGAGUCAACAUGCAGCCUAUGGAUGAUACGUUUGUGCUUAACUUGGAGGCUGCAAGGCCAGAAUGGCGCCGGGUCAAGGUCUCUGCCUCCCCACCCGGCCGGUGGGGGCACACUCUGUCAUGGCUGAAUGGGUCAUGUCUGGUAGUAUUUGGAGGCUGUGGACAGCAAGGUUUGCUCAACGAUGUCUUCGUCCUUGACCUUGAUGCUCAGCAGCCUACAUGGAGGGAGGUUGCCAGUGAGGCUCCUCCACUGCCACGGUCUUGGCACAGCUCAUGCACUUUGGAUGGUUCAAAGCUCGUUGUCUCAGGUGGGUGCACUGAAUCUGGAGUUCUUCUCAGCGACACCUUCCUCCUUGACCUCACAAAGGAAAAACCAGCUUGGAGGGAGAUCCCUACAUCCUGGUCUCCACCAUCCCGCCUUGGUCACACCUUGUCUGUCUAUGGUGCAACCAAACUAUUCAUGUAUGGUGGACUGGCAAAGAGCGGCUCUCUCCAGCUGCGUUCCAGUGACGCAUACACGAUGGAUGUUGGUGAAGACAGCCCCCAAUGGAGGCAGCUGGCGACAACUGGCUUCCCAAAUGUCAUUCCACCGCCAAGGCUUGAUCAUGUCGCUGUGAGCCUGCCAUGUGGGAGAAUCAUCAUAUUUGGCGGCUCGAUUGCUGGCCUGCACUCACCGGCACAGCUGUUCCUGAUCGACCCUGCUGAGGAGAAGCCGACAUGGAGGAUACUGAACGUCCCUGGGCAGCCACCGAAGUUCGCCUGGGGACACAGCACAUGUGUGGUGGGUGGAACAAGAGUUCUGGUCCUGGGAGGCCACACCGGGGAGGAGUGGAUCCUGAAUGAGCUCCAUGAGCUUUGCCUUGCAAGCAGGCCUGAUGAAGAUGAGUGAUCUCUGAUCUCUUCGUGCAUGGCUGUGCAUUUGAUUUAGAUCCUAUGCUAUUCAGACCUACUUUCAGUAUGUUUCCUCAUUAUGCAUCGGUAUAAAAAGGUAGUGGAAAUUGAUCUGAAAAAAAGAGGUUAGUCCUGGAGAGUUUAGUCUACUUUGUUGUUGUCAUUCGAGAUGUUUUCUUGCAUCUGCAUUGGUGUAAAAAAAUAGUGGAAAUUAGUCUGAAAAAGGAGGUUAGUCCUGGAGAGUUUAGUCUACUUUUGGUGUUGUCAUCCGAGAUGUAUUUGUUAUUAUGGUCCAUAUAUUGGUUUUUAUUUUAAGAACCCCCCCACCCACCCAGGAAAAAGGAAGAAAAAAAAAAGUAGAUUGUGAAUUCGUGUGGAAGUUGUAACCCAGCAUUGCUUGUAUCUGCUCAUAUUUGUAUCGAAUUUACUAUAUUAUCACUU
Messenger RNA from Panicum virgatum (switchgrass), 3486 nucleotides. RefSeq names its product adagio-like protein 3. NCBI's taxonomy places the organism in Eukaryota, Viridiplantae, Streptophyta, Magnoliopsida, Poales, Poaceae. Gene Ontology annotation, cellular component: cytosol; SCF ubiquitin ligase complex; nucleus. The transcript is spliced from 2 exons. The record is from RefSeq and is a predicted model, not a curated record. Gene Ontology annotation, molecular function: protein binding. Gene Ontology annotation, biological process: response to blue light; circadian rhythm. The coding region runs from base 1424 to 3043 and encodes 539 amino acids.